CCGUGAACAGCUUGCGCUCAUGCAAUCGCUCUAUCAUCACUUCGAUCUAUCUUUUGUCGUUAUUGUUGUUUCAGCAUUCGUUCGUUCUCAACAUCGCUGGUGAGCUCAUCGAACCGAGGCACGGUUGAGGGCUCAAGUCCACCAUGGGUUGCUGCAUUUCUCGCCCAGCUGCAGAGGCGGCCAACAAUGACGGCGCGCAAGAUGCACCCCAUGUCGCCCAUUUCGACGCCUCUUCGCGCAACCUCAACGCGCCAAACUCUCGACACACGUCUGCACCCUCUUCUCGCGGUUCCAUUUUCGGACGUCCCUCGAAUGCUGCGCCUGCCGGUUCUGGCACCCAAUCUGCGUCCAAUGUUCGCCCGAAUCAACCCCUUAUCCCAAUCCCGGCCGAACAGCGCUCUACGCUCCCCAACACGCUCGCCUCACCCACGACCGCUAAGAGCAGAAAUCGCGUUAAGCCGCUGACAGACUCGUCAGGUCAGGCUUGGACGAGAGCGCGACUAGAGAAGGAACGCAGGGACUGGUGGGACACACGCGUAACAAACAAUACUCAGGUGUGGCAGUGCCUUCGCGCAGCAACAGAGGCUCUACAGGAAGGCGAUCUUGCAACUGCCCAGACCUUGUUGGAUGUUCAGGGAUGCACCUGCCCGACUGGCCAGCUCUGGAGCAGAGUGUAUGAUGACAGGGGCGCAGAGUACAAGGUGCCUGAAUGGCUAGCCAUCGAGCCUGCUGGUAUUGUGGAUGAGGAGGCGGUCCUGGCGACUGAGGAUAAAGCCAAUGUCGUCACUACAUUCGACGAGGCAGAGCUGAACCGCGAGUUCAUCGUGCGCGUACGGUUUAGCAAUCAGUCGCAAGAUCUUAAGACAACAGUGCGGAGACGGGACAGCGUUGCAUCCAUUCGUGAGAAGUGUAAGGCGCUAGCAAAUUUGGGCGACGACCACAAACUCAUACUCGUAUACAGCGGACGCGUGUACCAAGACCACGAGACCCUCGAAUCUCACGACAGCUGGGGCUACGACAACGACUACGUCCUCUCCUGCUUUGUAUCGCUCCGAGAGUCCACUACGACAUAGCGCGUUUUAUGCCGAGGGUGCAAAAGACUUUCCACUAGGCAGGGCAAUUCGUCGAGGGUGGAAAUCUGCAGGCAUUGUAGACAACGCGCGAUCGACAUGUUUUCGGGCGCCGAUCGCUCCGUGGC
Messenger RNA from Didymella exigua CBS 183.55, 1198 nucleotides. RefSeq lists its product as uncharacterized. The transcript has 3 exons. Bases 144 to 1073 code for a protein of 309 amino acids. Lineage: Eukaryota; Fungi; Ascomycota; Dothideomycetes; Pleosporales; Didymellaceae. The record is from RefSeq and is a predicted model, not a curated record.